This is a messenger RNA of Callithrix jacchus (white-tufted-ear marmoset), 3948 nucleotides long. It is a transcript of the gene SSBP3, whose product is annotated as single stranded DNA binding protein 3. Gene Ontology annotation, biological process: positive regulation of transcription by RNA polymerase II. Gene Ontology annotation, molecular function: protein binding; single-stranded DNA binding. The record is from RefSeq and is a predicted model, not a curated record. Gene Ontology annotation, cellular component: nucleus. Lineage: Eukaryota; Metazoa; Chordata; Mammalia; Primates; Cebidae.
GGAGCAGGAGGGUGAGGUGGCAAGGAUGUGCAGGGUUGAAUUUUCUCCUUUUUCUCUGCAAAUAGUGCUAGCACCCUGAUGGUACACCCUACUGCCAGCCCCGCAAAAACUUAUUGAAGCACCGCCCACCAACACAUUGACCUUCCUUUCUUCUUCUGCCUGCCUGACUUUGUAAGUGAGCCCCUAGCUUUUUGUCAGGAGUGGGGCUAUGGAUCUGUAUGUAGCACAGUGGCAUCAUUUGUCAAGUGCCCUCCCUGGGCCACUGUGUCAGGCACUCGCGAUUGCUGCAAUGCCUGUAAUUAGCGUCCCAGGUUACCUGGCUGUCCUUCUCACUUGCACUGCCUUUUUCCUUUUCACCCUUCCCUCCUAGCCCCUUUAGUCUUCUGUCUCUUCUCACUGGGGACUCAGUCCUCUCAUCUGUCUUCCCUCCCUCCCUUCCUAAGGGGCCUUUUCUCGAUUCUCUGGGGAAACCACAUAGGCCUCCGCUAACCCAUUGAGCCCCAUUCCAUCCACCCAGAAGAUGUGGAGUAAGGUGAGGGGGCUUUACCCCCAGUGUUGAGGCUGCCAGGCCUUCUGUGUCUGCAUGAUUUUAUGAAGUCUGUCCUGUCAAAACCAAGAGGCCAGGGAAAGUCCCUAGGUUUAUUCUUUGAAGACCUCUUGAGCUCUUUUGCUGAGCACAAAGCUUGUGGGGCAGGUGGAGGAAGACUUUCGGAAAUGGAGAGAAGGCCAGUGGAUGGCUGAUGACUUGCAGAUGUGGGUAGAAUACGGGAGGGAGAAGCGGCUCCCAGGGCACCCGCGCUGAGUCCCUUUUGGAGCUUGGCCCCCUUUGCACAAGCUCUGUGUUGGGGUGGGAGCGGCUUCGAGGCAGUGGAGGGCUUGUUUGGCAGCCGGCGCCCAUCAGACAACUGGAAAGUGCCAGUGCCUGCGUGGCCAUCUGUCCCCACCGCCUAGCUCCCGGCCGCCUUCUGCUUCCCACAGAAGGGCCCACGCUGUUCUGCAGCACAAGGGCACAGGGCCUGGCUGGGAGGGGCAGGCACAAUUCCAUUUCGCCUUUGUUUAUUCCCAUCUCCUUUGCGGCUCCUGCACUUGGGAGUUGCCAGGUGUGUAAAAAGUUUGAGGUGCCCUGGCUAGUCAGGUUGUUUGGUGGGGCUCUGGCGGGAAGGAAAGGUGGAUGCGUGUGGCGUUUCCUUUGCUCGGUGUCUGUUUGUCCAACUGUGGACUUUCACCCCUCCCCGCGGCCGCUGGUUUUCUUUUUUCUUGCUUUGAUUUGUAAAAGCGCAGCCAAAGCAGGCCAGCUCUCCGGGAUUUGGGCUCAUCUGCACGCCACCCUCUCCAAGCUAGUUAAAGGGUUAAAAAUUAUGGGGAAGUUCAGCCGGCACUUGCAAGAUAUGGUUGCCGUAGCAACAGGCCUUCUAAUCUGAGUGCAGCAGCUGCCCCAAGCCCCGUGCUUGGCAACAUUCCCCCCAAUGAUGGGAUGCCGGGAGGCCCCAUCCCGCCAGGUUUCUUUCAGCCUUUUAUGUCACCGCGAUACGCAGGCGGCCCCAGGCCCCCGAUCAGAAUGGGAAACCAGCCUCCGGGAGGAGUUCCUGGGACACAGCCAUUGCUGCCCAAUUCCAUGGAUCCCACACGACAACAAGCCCACCCCAACAUGGGAGGAUCAAUGCAGAGAAUGAACCCUCCCCGAGGCAUGGGGCCCAUGGGUCCUGGCCCACAGACUGACCCUUGGUUAUCGUUGCAGAAUUACGGCAGCGGCAUGAGACCACCACCCAACUCCCUCGGCCCCGCCAUGCCCGGGAUUAACAUGGGCCCGGGAGCUGGCAGACCCUGGCCCAAUCCUAACAGUGCUAACUCGAUUCCAUACUCCUCCUCAUCACCCGGUACCUAUGUGGGACCCCCUGGUGGUGGUGGCCCUCCAGGAACACCCAUUAUGCCCAGUCCUGCAGAUUCAACAAAUUCCAGUGACAACAUCUACACAAUGAUUAAUCCGGUGCCGCCUGGAGGCAGCCGGUCCAACUUCCCAAUGGGUCCCGGCUCGGACGGUCCAAUGGGCGGCAUGGGCGGCAUGGAGCCACACCACAUGAACGGAUCGUUAGGGUCAGGCGACAUAGAUGGACUUCCAAAAAAUUCUCCUAACAACAUAAGUGGCAUUAGCAAUCCUCCAGGCACCCCUCGAGAUGAUGGCGAGCUAGGAGGGAACUUCCUUCACUCCUUUCAGAACGACAAUUAUUCUCCAAGCAUGACGAUGAGUGUGUGAUUCCCCCUUCUUCAAGAUGCUGAGAGAGCCGGCAUUGCAGGCGGGAAGAUGCCAGAAAUUAUGCAAGAAGUGAGGUGUCAUUAUCCAGGAGCUGGUGGGGAGGGCAUCUCCCUGCUCCCCUCAACCCCCUCCCACCCCCUCCAUGCCCUCCACCUUUCCCAAUUUUAGUUUCAUGCAAUAAAAAGGCCGAACUUUUUAUUCCAUAAAACAUGAAGGACAAAAACUCAAAAUGUAUUUCGAGUCAGAGACCAGGAAAAUCCUACCCCUUGCUCUUUCCCCAAAGUACCUUUUCUGUACAUGACACUUUUUUGUUGUUUUUUUUGUUUGUUUGGGAUUUUACCAUUGUUGGGAGUUUUUUAUUUGUUUUCAGGGGGGUUUUUUGGGGGAAAAAUUUUUUUAAAUGGAAGCUUCUAGCAAGCCCCCCACCCCAAUCAACCCCUAUGCUUUCUUCUUAAAAAAAGAAAAAAGAAAAAAAAAAAGAAAACCAGAAGCCCUGCUGACUGUGCCCAAGCCCUUCUACCAGGAAAGCUAGUCUAGGUGUGAGAGCCUACGUUGUCUGUAGCCAUCAAAAAUAAUAAUAAACCGGACAGUUUACAAUCGGUGGUUUCUUUCAAAAGGCCUUUUUUGGAAAGGAGAGGCAGUCACUGUUUUCCACUUGGUGUUUUGGUUUGUGCAGCGGGCAGGGGAGGAGCGGGAACGUGUUUGUUCUGGCUUGAUUUCUGUGGCAACAGCAGUGGCACCCUUGGAGCCCAGAACCCAGCACCCUCAUCAUGUGGCCAGAGGGGCCAGACCACCGACCCCUUUCAGGAUUCCACCACAGCCGAGCCCAUCGCUGUGACCCGGUGGCAUGCACUGUUCCAGGACGCCUUCCUCCUCCGCCUCUCCUGGACCUCCCUCCUGUCCUGGCCUCCCUGCCUCUCCAGCCCCUCCUCCGCCCCCACCCCAGUCUUCCCAGUGAGAAUCCUGCCAGCCGGGUGGUGGCCUGGUGCAGAGUAGGAGAGGCUGCCACUGACAGGAUGGCUAUGACCUGGGACAUGGAAACAGUGACCUUGCAUUCUGGUCCCAAGAUCCUCGCAUCAGUGUCAUCAUGUGCACCGGCAGGGGGGCUGGAGUUCCGGUUUUCUUUUGUUUUUUCUCUUUAUUCGUCCUUUCUCAAAGAUGGGAUACUGACCAGAAUUGCUCUGUAUACGCUUGGGACUGGAUGGAAAGACUUUGGAGCAGCUGUGGGGGGUAGGGGGACACUGACAACCAAACAGAUGUGCUGUCUCCGGUCCUGUUUUUAUUUUCAAAACCAACAAGCCCGACAGUGGAGCCUGUCCCCUCCUGGGAGGAUGCUCACGGCCCAUUCACCUCAUCACCCCAUGGAAACCUUUGUGUCUUGCCCUGGAAGACACCCGAAUUCUUUGUACAUUGACACCCCCUUCUCCCUCCCUCCCUCCCUCCCCUGUAGCUGGUCUUUGUUUUACUCCCUCCCCUUUCUGAUCCAUGUAUAUCAUAUUAUGUGAGAUAUCAUCUGCCUGAAAAAAGACUUCGUGCGGAUUAUUGGGAACAUUGUAGCUGUUUCUGUGUUUUUUCUUACCUUGUAGUCUGGUUCUGAAUUAAGAGAGGAAAAAAAAAAAGUAAUUAUGCUACAUUGUAGUUUGUGUACGAUAUAUGUUGAUAACGUUUUAUUAAAGGGACAUCUUUUUUCCGCA